AUGACCAAGACCAUGACCGUGACCGUGACCGUGACCGUGACCGUGACCGUGACCGAGACCGAGACCGAGACCGAGACCGAGACCGAGACCGAGACCGAGACCGAGACCGAGACCGAGACCGAGACCGAGACCGAGACCGAGACCGAGACCGAGACCGAGACCGAGACCGAGACCGUGACCGAGACCGUGACCGAGACCGUGACCGAGACCGUGACCGAGACCGUGACCGAGACCGUGACCGAGACCGUGACCGAGACCGUGACCGAGACCGUGACCGAGACCGUGACCGAGACCGUGACCGAGACCGUGACCGAGACCGUGACCGAGACCGUGACCGAGACCGUGACCGAGACCGUGACCGAGACCGUGACCGAGACCGUGACCGAGACCGUGACCGAGACCGUGACCGAGACCGUGACCGAGACCGUGACCGAGACCGUGACCGAGACCGUGACCGAGACCGUGACCGAGACCGUGACCGAGACCGUGACCGAGACCGUGACCGAGACCGUGACCGAGACCGUGACCGAGACCGUGACCGAGACCGUGACCGAGACCGUGACCGAGACCGUGACCGAGACCGUGACCGAGACCGUGACCGAGACCGUGACCAAGACCGUGACCAAG
This is a messenger RNA of Lineus longissimus, 627 nucleotides long. RefSeq names its product fap1 adhesin-like. The record is from RefSeq and is a predicted model, not a curated record. The transcript has a single exon. NCBI's taxonomy places the organism in Eukaryota, Metazoa, Nemertea, Pilidiophora, Heteronemertea, Lineidae. The annotation marks the transcript as partial.